UUUCGACUUGGCGAAAGACAGUUCUCGCCACAGUAAAACCAUGUACGACAACGACAGCAGCGACAACGACUGUCACUGUCACUCACUUUUACUUCCAUUGUCCGUGCCCAGUUCCCCUGUUUCUUCGUAAUCCGUUGUCUCAGUGAUUCGGCUGUCACAACCGCACUUCUCUCCGUAUAGUCUGUCUAACUCCGUAUCCAUUGGGCUAUUCAACAACCGUAUCUUCUUAUCUUUCACCUGCAACCUGUGCAACUGUGUGUAUCUGUUCGUAUGUAUGUGUGUGUGUGUGUGUGUGUGUGUUUGUGUGUGUAUUCUAGUGCAACGAUUAGUACAUUUGCCAUCACUGGUAUUGGCACUCUUUCAGCUACUACUGCAACGCUACCGUGACCAUUUAUAUUCAUCUAUUUACUGUUCGAUUACAAGUCAUAUUAUUAGGAUGACUACUAUUGCUCCAACUUCUAUAAAAGCUCUGAUCUCUUGAAAGGACGUCUCCACUCGAACGGAGAGUCAAAGCGAUACGGAACAACGAAGAAAUACGUCCUUUGAAGGACAAGGAGAAAUCGACCACUGAACUGUGCAGGCGGUGUCAAUUCCCAGGAGUGGUAUCGUAGUGUUUAUUUUUGAGAGUGAUUAUAUUUUUGUUGCUAUUAGGGUUUAGUCGGUUCAACGACAACUCUGGCUCCUUUGCUGCUGUUGUGGUGACCUUCGAGAGCUGCCCUCCAGGGUCGUGCACUAAUAAUGCCACGCUGUUACCUACUCAAGAAAAAGGCGGCAGCCCUCCAGCUCAAAGGCCAGAGUCCAGAGGGGGCUGAAUACAUUGUCGAAGAGCCCCCAUCUCCUCCAUCGGCUGAUGAUGCUGACGAAGUGCAACCGGAAGCGCCACACAGCGUCGAGCCGUUAGACUCCAACGAUGAGGAGAUGAUCCAAGUAGACGAUGACAGCCCGAUCGAGUUCCCGCGUGAGCGGUCGAGUUCGCCAUCGACGCGCAGUCCACGGGUCCGAUCGCCGCCGACAACAACGACGGAUGUUGGCGGCCGACGUGGAGCGUCGAGUCCCGCGUCUCGACACGCACCACCGGGAGGAGGCAGCCAUCACCACAACCAUCCACAACAUAACAGCCACCACCAUGGGGUAGUUCCGGCAUUCACACCGCUUCACUAUCCUCGACACUUUACGAUAUUCAACCCGGCAUUCGAUAUUCAUCCGAGUACGUUACAACGAGACCCACCAACACCAUCAGCAUUCAGUUAUCCCGGUGUACUUCAGGACAACAAUUAUAAUCAUGCUAUCGACUUGUCGCGAAGCUCGGCCUUAAACAACCUCUCAGCACUGACCAACCUUAGCGGAUUAAACGGGCUGAACGGCCUGGGAAGCUUUCACGGGAUCGGAACAGGAAGCGGCAAAUUACUAAAUUUGGGUAGCGGUGGAGGCAGCGGCAGCGGAGGAAUACAACAUAGUCACUUGCACACGACACUCACGAGCUUGAAUAGUAUCAGUAGCGGCAGCAAUAAUAAUCAUCAUCACCAUCAUCAACAACAUCAGCAUCAUAAUAAUAAUAACAAUACGAUAAAUAGUAGUUCAACAACCGGUGUCAAUAGUAACAAUAUUGCCCUUAACACUAACAACAACAACAACAACAACAACAACAAUCACCAUCACAAUAACAACAACGUUAGAAGUAAUAACGGCCUACUCAGCCAUGGCCAUAGCCACGCCCAUCAUGGUGGCAGAAGCAAUAAGCUGUCAGUAAACAACAACAGUCUUAUCGGUGAGGACGAUAAUCUCGUUGGCGAGGACGCUUCCGUCGAUCAGGACGAUCAGAAGGAAGAGAAGAAGCCUAAGUUGCCGGCCAUGUACAAGCCUUCGGUGACUGUGAGUUAUACGUAUGAUGCCUUCUUCAUCUCGGACGGACGCUCGAGAAGGAAAAGUGAAAAACUCAAGUCGUGUAGCACGGAAGCGAUCCUCGGCGCAGCGACACCCCAACAAAAGGAGCCUAGUAAGCAGCGAUACACGUGUUCGGAGUGUGGGAAGCACUAUGCCACGUCGUCGAACCUUUCGCGACACAAACAAACUCAUCGAAGUCCUGAUUCACAACUGGCAAAAAAGUGUCCCACCUGCGACCGUGUCUACGUGUCAAUGCCCGCGUUGGCUAUGCACGUUCUUACGCAUAACCUUCAGCACAGAUGCGAGAUCUGCGGGAAGGCCUUCUCGCGGCCCUGGUUACUCCAGGGUCACAUGCGCUCACACACUGGCGAGAAGCCGUUCGGCUGCGCGCACUGUGGGAAGGCCUUUGCCGACCGCUCGAACCUGCGCGCCCACAUGCAGACACAUUCGGGCUUCAAACACUUUCAGUGUCCGCGAUGCAACAAGACGUUUGCCCUGAAAAGUUACCUAAAUAAGCACUACGAGUCUUCCUGCUUUAAGGACUCGAGUUCGAGCCCCUCGGUGCCACAUUCGCCCCACUCACCGGUUUCAUCGCCGCUGUCCGUGUCCAGUUUAAUUUCGCCCCCGCCAACACCCCUGCCCCUAAUGCUACCACCGCACCCACUAAUUCCACACUUUCCGCAGCCGAGGGCGGCCGAAUAGAGGUCUUCAAAUCAAGAUGAUGAUGAUGAUCAGACACGACGGAACGAGUCAGAAAAUUAAUUGUAAUACUAACUACAGCGGACGGUGCUAAAACACCAACUUCAAGUUUACAAUAGCACGAACUACCGAACAUUUUUCAACGGAUAUGUAAUAUGUCCUCUCUCUCAAAAUCUUAUACCGCUUCCAUUUACAAACUACUGCUGCGAUCCUGUAGAUAAGAAGAACUCUGUAGAUAAAUGAAAAAGAAAGUGGAAACGGCAUCAAAUCUUCAAACUGCUAUAAAACAUUACCCAUUAAUGUCCUAUUUUUGCUGCAGACAUUGAAGUCACUCACAAGUAACAGAACAAAGCGAAGGCAUUCGGCACGAAAAACUCUACUGCUCAUACGGACAGGCAAUAUAGACGUUCAUACAGAUUGCAGGUGCGCACGCUGAUGUAACCUUUCACAGAGGGAUACGUAAUAAAUACAAGGAAAAAUUUAGCCACCCCUUCAAUCUUCUCAAUAGGUGAAAAGAACAGUAAGUCGAUGUUAAGCGACGGAUGUACGAUUCAGCGCGGAGACAAUAAUCGCUGCGAUCCCGGCUGUGAUCUCGUCAACGACGUCAGCCAACGACGGGAACGGACUACGAAAACCCCUCGAUCUUCUGAUCUCUACGUGUGUACACUCUGUAGAUGUCCCCAUGCAGCGAAGAGACAAAAUCGCGACGUGCAUGAUUACGGUAUGAUGACCUACGAGCUCGAUUUUGGCCAUAGUGCGAUUCUUACGACAGAUUAUUUUGCAAUGACAACAGGACACGGCCGGUCGGGUCUAAGAUAAAAUUCCCCUUAGCACUAUCUUAUGAUAAAGAAAUACAUAGAAUGGAUCUUAUAUUGGAAGCUUACAUUACGUGUACAUACUACCGUAGGCUAGCAUGUCUGAAGGCGGGAUACUGGAGAAGUUUAUGACAACGAGAUUUAUUAAUGUGAUUUCUCGUGCGGCUUACCGUAGCCGUGACGGACACGAGAGACUAACGUGGCUUUACGGCUCUGUUGCAAGAAGGCCACAAUGAUUCGUUGGCCUACGACGAAAAUUGCGGAAGUACUAAUGCGAUUAUUCGUGAUUGAUGUUAUCCUAUGGCAUAUGUAAUAGUCACAUAAAUUCAAGUUGCCAGGAUCAUACAACAACUCCAUACAUUUCAGUCAUUUUACUGUAUUAUAAAUGAGCAUUAUAGAAUAGAGAAAAAACCGGUCAUAACAGGCCGCACGCAAUCACUUGAUCUAUGCAAGAAAAUAUGCAACAAGGACUAGGGCACGCUCACCUUCUCUAUCGAAAGUAAGUGUUCUAUAUUCCUGCCGUCCACAAGUUUUUUCAAAUUAAGAACAGAGCUAUAGCCGAUGCGAUCAUAACUAGCCUUACGCCAUUACGAUAUAAUAAUUAUUGCCAUGCAGCGAUAGCAAAACAGUUACAAGCACUAGUCACUUUCUCUACACCACAAACCUAUAUAUAGCAAAUAUAUAUAUAUAUAUAUAUACAUGAAAAUAUAUUCUAUACAUACAUUGAACGAGUUUAGACAAUAGUUGAGUGUUAAAGGUGGUUGCUCGUUUUAGGAAACAGGUGCUCCAUUUCAGAGAAGCUACUUUUCUAGAAAAAAAAACAAUCUAAAAAUCAGUUCAUCCGCCGCCGAUGCCAAUGCCCCAGCAUUUUCUAGAAAAAAAAAAUCAAUAAUCCUCCCAAUUUUCUACUAAGUACACACACACCCACGCAAACAUGCACACUAUACAUAUGAUAAGUUCAUUCUCCAGUGAGGAAGAAAGAUCACCAUCGUCAUCAUCUCUGCUCGUUUCACUAUCUACUAGGUAAAAAGCUACGCUAAAAAAUCAUUUUCACAUGGUUUCUCCAGGCUUUGAAUGUUUUUCAUAAACAGGACAGUUAUAUAUAUAUAUAUAUAUAUAUAUAUAUAUAUAUAUAUAUAUAUAUAUAUAUAUAUAACGCUCAUUUACCCAUGGUGCACAUGCCGACAAUUCUUGAGCCAACGUCUACGCGGCUGUCCUGAACGUAUUUAGAAAAUAGUUUGUACCUAAAAUUUACAAAGGACGCUACAAGAUGAAAAGGCUACAAGCGAAAGCAGCAUGAUACUAUGCAUACAAUGUGAUAAUAAUAAUAAGCAAUACAUAAUAACAUUUUGCAUACAUUCGAGAUACAGAUAGAUAAACAUGAGAAACAUGCUUCCCUUAAAUCGUUCUUGUCAUGUAUCGCCAUUACCCAUUUUUUUUUUUAUCUACACACACAGAGACGUAAAUACUCAAUCAUACAGAACUAUCUAUGUACACUUCCUCAACAACGCCCUAGAAAUUUUUAUUCAUUCUAAUAUAAAAGUUCCAAAAAAGCCUCAGGAUAAUCAAACGCUGGGUUCGGCGGUCGUUUUUUACUUGGCUCACUUACACUCUUCUCUUUCUAUCCUCAUUCAUUCCGUAGCCCGUUCACCACAACAACAACAACAACAACAACAACAACAACAACGAUCUGCGCCAAAGUAUUCUAGCAGUCAUAGGCAGAGGUAACCCGAGAAACAACGCACGAAGUACGAUAAAAAUAAGACGGCAAGAACACAUUACAGUCAUCACUGCCGCUAUCGCAAC
This is a messenger RNA of Varroa destructor (honeybee mite), 5204 nucleotides long. RefSeq lists its product as uncharacterized. Gene Ontology annotation, molecular function: DNA-binding transcription factor activity, RNA polymerase II-specific; RNA polymerase II cis-regulatory region sequence-specific DNA binding. The record is from RefSeq and is a predicted model, not a curated record. Lineage: Eukaryota; Metazoa; Arthropoda; Arachnida; Mesostigmata; Varroidae. Gene Ontology annotation, biological process: regulation of DNA-templated transcription.